Nylanderia fulva is the source of this 998-nucleotide messenger RNA. The record is from RefSeq and is a predicted model, not a curated record. NCBI's taxonomy places the organism in Eukaryota, Metazoa, Arthropoda, Insecta, Hymenoptera, Formicidae.
CGCAUAAUGCGCAUAGACUGCAUUCAAUGUGCUGCGCGCAUUGAUAUCGUUCCGUUUCGUUAAUGCGCAUGAUGCGCGCUUGGAAACGAAACGAUUAUUAUGCGUUUAAUGCGAUUAAAAAAUGGCUACUACCAUGGAUAAAAUAGUUGUAACUUCAUUUUUAUUAAUAAAAAAUAUUGAAGAAAUUAAUUCAAGCAGUGAUACUACUGAUAGUGAUAGCGAAGAUGAAGUGGAAGAUAGUUAUGAAUUAGAGUUAAUAUAUUUAAUAUUGAUGAUUGCUGAAACACGCGGGGAAACCGUUUUUAAUGAAAAAAUGGAUUAUAUUGAGCGAGUUGUUCCUAAUUAUUCUAGAACGGUAUUCAAAGAACAUUUUCGAAUCUUUCCUGAAACUUUUGAAAUGGUACUGACAAUAAUUGGUCCAGCAUUACGAGCAAUUAAUAAUACACUCUCUGGCAGAAAGCCAAUACCAGAAAGAAAACAAUUAUUUAUUGCUAUUUGGUUUAUGGCUACUCCUGAUUCUUACAGAUCUGUAGCGACAAAAUUUGGAGUAGGCAAAGCAACUGCUUUUCGAGCAUUGAGGCGUGUAACAUAUGCUCUCCAUUGUGUUGCACCUCAAUUUAUUAAAUGGCCGAGAGAUGAGAUUGCCGUUAGUGUAAUGGAACGAUUUAAACGAUCAUGCGGCUUCCCAAAUGUUAUCGGAGCGAUUGAUGGGACUCAUAUUAAAAUCCGAGCUCCUCCUAAAGAUGCUCAAUCGUAUAUUAAUCGAAAAGGUUUCCAUUCCAUUAACGUGCAAGUAAUAUGUGAUUCUCUUGGUCGUUUUACACAUGUAUAUGCUGGACAAGUUGGAUCAGUCCACGACUCUCGAGUUUUUCGAAACUCGCCAGUAGCCCGGUUUGUUCGAUUGCCCGAAGAAUAUUUCCCCAAUGAUUCACAUAUCAUCGGAGAUGCUGCAUACCCAUUCAACCUCACAUAAUGGUGCCUUUUCGAAAUAAUGGAUA